Molecule: messenger RNA, 1948 nt
Organism: Varroa destructor (honeybee mite)
Lineage: Eukaryota; Metazoa; Arthropoda; Arachnida; Mesostigmata; Varroidae
Product: zinc finger protein 532-like
Source: RefSeq, a predicted model, not a curated record
GUCCAGUAGUCGCUAGAGGACACACUGUCCCGUACGCGGCACUCUGUGGGCGACAUGAGCGCCGUAGUCGGCAAGCCGGGCACCUCGGCACAGGGGUUGGAGCUAGAUAAGGUGUCAGGACGUACCGAAGCCCCUAUGGUUUUCAUGGACUAUCAGGAAGACUGGAUGGCCAACGUCAUUGGUAAAGUUAAGGAAUCUCAAGUUGGCCUUUCUGAUAAGAAAUUUGAGUGUGCACAGUGCGGCCUGAAGUUAAUGAGUGAGGCUGGACUAGAGGAGCACCUGCAGCGGCGCUCAAUUGAGGUGCGCCUUCCUUGCCUCAAGUGUAAUAUUGUGCACAUCUGCUACAACCCGUGCCAGGUGCUAGGCGUGAUGCGAUUGUGCGACACAGAAGUAGCAUGGGGAGUGACUGUCGUUGAGGUUCGACCACAUAUUGCCGGUUUGCCAGUGACUUUACGAGCUCCGCCCGAUACGUUAGCGCCGUCGAGUGGCAAAUUCACCGCUGAAGAGUUAAUUCGCGCCACACGUACAUGCCAUGAAUGCAAGGUGUUCUGCGCCGACGACUCGCUCGAAGCGCACAUGACAUUUUCUACUGGACUGAAGCUCGCAUGUCAGACGUGCGGCCAACGUAUGCCAACCCGCUGUGCGCAACAGGCUCAUUGGCGCCUACACGCAGGUAGCCCGCCCUUUGUCUGUCCGGAAUGCGGCAAAAUGGCGCCGCGCGACACCCCACCCGAACAGUUCCUUCAACAUGUGCACGGUCUAUGCCAUCAUCGUGAGCGUGCCCUCGUCUUUCAGUGUCCCAACUGUCCCGCCGUUCACGACCGAGAUCGCGAAUUAGCUACACACAUUGCCGAUGCUCACGUACAAAUGUUGUACAAAUGCUCGCUGUGCUCGCUCGCGUUUCGCGACACGUCCGCCUUCGUUAGCCACAGCAGCAAGAGCCACCCAUACGCGACGGCUACGCCAGUGUCGGUGAUCAAGUGUCCGAUGUGCGAAGCAUGCGUGUUCGCCGACACCGAAAUGCUAAUCCAGCACUUCCUCUCCAUUCAUACGUCUUCCUGUGCCAAAUUCGUGUUCCGCUGUCACGUCUGCCGACAGCUCCGCACCGACCAGCUGGCGAUUCACGAACAUCACAAGGCGGAGCAUGCAUGGCAACCCCUGUUUGCCGACGUCAUGGCCGCAGCCGAGGAUCGCAGUCGGAUAGACGUUGCUCUUAUUGGCGUCAAGGACAGCAAGGGAAAGGCCAGAGGGGCAGGAGCCGAGAAGGGAGACAAGGCUGGACAACUGGCCGCGUAUACCCUCGCUCAAGGGACUCUGCUUCGCUGCGUCAAGUGCGCCUUCGAGUCUACCAAUCGAGUACAGUUCUUGCAGCAUAUUCGUUUGCACCGUGAAGGUGAGACGGCGCACCAAUGUCCAGAUUGCGGUUUAUAUCUCGCCGACGAGACCGCGCUCAGCGAACAUUUGCCGGCCGCCCAUGAAGCGGUAAAAGCUGCUGUAGUAACCGACCACCUACGUCAGGUCGCAGAACUCGUGGCGUUGAUUACAAAAAAAGAGGGAGCCGCAGGUAGCGGCUCAGCCGCUCAAGGCCAGACCCUAAGCGGCACCAAUACGCAGGGUGCGCAUGGCCAGGGGCCGGCUACGACGACUAGCCAAGGUCGACAGGCUCGAGGAACGGCUGAUAAGAAACCCCAACGGCCAAAAUGCCCAGUGUGCAACCUCAGCUGUGCGGACGCAAAGGCCCUUGAGUUUCAUAUGCGGACGCACGGAACAGCCUUCUUAAAGAGUUACAACAAACAACGAAAGAAUUGAUAACAGUCAAGACAGCUAGGAGAAAUAUUGGCUUGGAUGAUGUAUAGAGGAGAGGUGAAUGAGCGCUCCGUUUCUGGGAUCGACUUUGACUCCUAUCAUUUCUGCGUCUUCUCUUCGCUGCAGAGUACGGGCGAUCGUG